Macaca mulatta (Rhesus monkey) is the source of this 5909-nucleotide messenger RNA. NCBI's taxonomy places the organism in Eukaryota, Metazoa, Chordata, Mammalia, Primates, Cercopithecidae. The record is from RefSeq and is a predicted model, not a curated record.
GCCUUGUGCGCGUCAUGGCUGCGCGUGCAGACUUGCGUCAUCGCUUUGCGCGGUGCCGAGGGGAUCUCGGAGCCGGUGGCUGCAGAUGGCGGCGGCAGUUGUGGUGGCGGAGGGGGACAGCGACUCCCGGCCCGGACAGGAGUUGUUAGUGGCCUGGAAUACCGUGAGCACCGGCCUGGUGCCGCCAGCUGCGCUGGGGCUGGUGUCUUCCCGGACCAGCGGUGCAGUCCCGCCAAAGGAAGAGGAGCUCCGGGCGGCGGUGGAGGUUCUGAGGGGCCACGGCCUGCACUCGGUCCUGGAGGAGUGGUUCGUAGAGGUGCUGCAGAACGAUCUGCAGGCCAACAUCUCCCCUGAGUUCUGGAAUGCCAUCUCCCAAUGCGAGAACUCUACGGAUGAGCCCCAGUGCCUUCUGCUGCUCCUUGACGCUUUUGGCCUGCUGGAGAGCCGCCUGGAUCCCUACCUGCGUAGCCUAGAGCUGCUGGAGAAAUGGACUCGCCUGGGCUUGCUGAUGGGCACUGGUGCUCAGGGGCUGCGAGAAAAAGUCCACACUAUGUUGCGCGGAGUCUUGUUCUUUAGUACCCCCAGAACCUUCCAAGAGAUGAUCCAGCGUCUGUAUGGGUGCUUUUUGAGAGUCUAUAUGCAGAGUAAGAGGAAGGGGGAAGGGGGCACAGACCCGGAACUGGAGGGGGAGCUGGACAGCCGGUAUGCCCGUCGCCGGUACUACCGGCUCCUGCAGAGCCCGCUGUGCGCAGGGUGCAGCAGUGACAAGCAACAGUGCUGGUGUCGGCAGGCUCUGGAGCAGUUCCAUCAGCUCAGCCAGGUCUUACACAGGCUCAGUCUGCUGGAGCGGGUCAGUGCCGAGGCUGUGACCACCACCCUACACCAGGUGACCCGGGAGAGGAUGGAGGACCGUUGCCGAGGCGAGUACGAGCGCUCCUUCCUGCGUGAGUUCCACAAGUGGAUCGAGCGGGUGGUCGGCUGGCUCGGCAAGGUGUUCCUGCAGGACGGCCCCGCCAGGCCUGCGUCUCCUGAGGCUGGCAAUACCCUGCGCCGCUGGCGCUGCCACGUGCAGAGGUUCUUCUACCGCAUCUACGCCAGCCUGCGCAUCGAGGAGCUCUUCAGCAUCAUCCGAGACUUUCCAGACUCCCGGCCGGCCAUCGAGGACCUCAAGUACUGCCUGGAGAGGACAGACCAGAGGCAGCAGCUGCUCGUGUCCCUCAAGGCUGCCCUGGAGACUCGGCUCCUGCAUCCAGGCGUCAACACGUGUGACAUCAUCACCCUCUACAUCUCUGCCAUCAAGGCGCUGCGUGUGCUGGACCCUUCCAUGGUCAUCCUGGAGGUCGCCUGUGAGCCCAUCCGCCGCUACCUGAGGACACGGGAGGACACGGUGCGGCAGAUUGUGGCCGGGCUGACAGGGGACUCGGACGGGACAGGGGACCUGGCUGUUGAGCUGUCCAAGACCGACCCUGCAAGCCUGGAGACAGGCCAGGACAGUGAGGAUGACUCGGGCGAGCCGGAGGACUGGGUCCCGGACCCCGUGGAUGCCGAUCCAGGGAAGUCGAGCUCCAAGAGGCGUUCAUCAGACAUCAUCAGUCUGCUGGUCAGCAUCUACGGCAGCAAGGACCUCUUCAUCAAUGAGUACCGCUCGCUGCUGGCCGACCGCCUGCUGCACCAGCUCAGCUUCAGCCCUGAGCGGGAGAUCCGCAACGUGGAGCUGCUGAAGCUGCGCUUUGGCGAGGCCCCAAUGCACUUCUGCGAGGUCAUGCUGAAGGACAUGGCGGACUCCCGCCGCAUCAACGCCAACAUCCGGGAGGAGGACGAGAAGCGGCCGGCGGAGGAGCAGCCACCGUUCGGGGUCUAUGCUGUCAUCCUGUCCAGUGAGUUCUGGCCACCCUUCAAGGACGAGAAGCUCGAGGUCCCCGAGGACAUCAGGGCAGCCCUGGAGGCUUACUGCAAGAAGUACGAGCAGCUCAAGGGAGGCAGCCGGGGAGCCAGAGUUGCCCUCUGCCCAGGGCAGCGCUCCCAAGCACACCUGACUCCCAGGACUGCAGCCCUGCCCCCUUCUCCAGGUCUGUUUCCUCGAGAACUACCUUUGCAGGUUCCGGCGGUACUUGAGGACCGGGGCUGUGGGUCUGUGGUGGGAAUAGGAGGGAAGCAGAUGUGGGGAGUGGAGGAGUGAGCCCUGGCCUGGAGGUCACUGGCAGACGGGGACAGUGUGCCCAGGUGAUGGUGUUGGCCGUGUUUGGCUCACAUCCCUGGCAGCACUGCCGAUUCCAGCAGUCCCAGGACAGGCGUCCAGAGCCCGAGGUAUGGGACCAGGCUUGGAGGUUCUUUCCCUGAGCUCAUAGUCAGGUGAGAUGUGUCGGCUGGCAGAGGAAGGGGUCAGGAUAGCCAUCAUAGGCAGGUUCCAGGGCUUUCAGUCUGAUGUGUGGGGCCUGUGGGGCCUCCAGUAUGCCCAUCAAGACUGGGGUGGGGCGGGCACCCCAGCAGGGGAAAUGUGAGGAGAGGGUCCUGGGGCACAGCCGGCAUCCAGGCUGCAAACCCCAACCCCAGGUGCCCCAGGAGCCCCGGGAGGGGGAUGGUCCAGCCUCAGCCAGGGCCGGAGGAGCAGUCUUAGGACAGAGCCGCCAGGAGGCUGGCAGGUGGGGCUGAGUUCAAGGGAGGGUCCGCAGCUUCUCCAGGUCUGCUGUCAAGGAGGCUGGACCUAGAUGUGUGUUCUUUUUUUCUUUGGCAAGUAAGAGGGCCUUGCUGUGUUGACAGGCCAAGGGAACUUACUCCUAGGGGAGAGGAGGGCGAUACGUCCACUUUAGAAACCAAGGGGGAAGCUUCCUUCCAGAGACAGACAAGAGGAGGGCCAGGCAGAGGCACCAGGGCGGGAGGCUACGGGGCUCUGGUAGGGCCGGGCUGCUGACCACGGUGGCGAGUGUCUGCUGCCUCCCUCCAGGCCUCAGCCUGGCUCUGGAAGAGUCCAGGUGUCCCUUGCAGCUUGUGGAGGGUCUGUGUGGCUCCUGCCUGCUCCCGGUGGAAAGGAGGGCCCUGGCAAUCCCCGCACCUCCAGCUGUGGCCUGUGCUACAGCCUGGCAUCUCUGGAGCCUGCAGGCACCGUGCCCUGCUGCGUUCUGGUACACAUCAUCUGUGUGGCCGGGCUCCACGCUCGGUCCCUUUUCCCCGCCCCUUCUGGCUGCCUCAGGCUCUCCAGCGCCACUUCCAGGCGAGGUCCCACUGGCCUCCCUCCAGGGUCCCGCCUCGGGUCCCAGGCAUGGCUCAGCCACUGCCCAUUGCUCAGGCCUGAAGUGCUGGGACAGCCACAUUCCAGUGUGUCUUAACCUCAGUGGGACACAGGAGUAGCUCAGGAAGGCCCCGGGGCUGUGCUGAGGGGUCCCACCAGCAGAGCUCCUGGCCAAGGGACCUUGCUGGACACCUGGCUGGCCAUGCAGCCCUCAGCAUCUACCCCUGAGCCGGCUGCUUCUGAGCCCUUGCAGCUGUCCAGCUGCAGGCUGACCAGUGGCGUUUGUGGAGGUCACGGCCUUGGAGCCAGAGCUAGGACCAAGGCAAGCCACUGACUCCCCCUCCAUUUUCUGUCCGUAAAGAGAGGUUUGUUUCUGUUAAGAGCUGCCGGAUCCUGGAAGGACUCAGGAACCCUUGGCCCACAGAGCAGGUGUGUCAGUGCCCCGGUGCCACCGGCACAGAGUACCACAGACCAGGGGGCUUAGAAGAAACGAUCAUCUUACAGAAGUCAGAAGUCUAAAGUCAGGCCAGCAGGGCCCUCCGACGGCUCUAGGGGAAGCUGCUUCCUCCCCUCUUCCAGCUUCUGGGAGGUCCAGGAGCUCCUGGGCCUGUGGGUGGCUUGCUCUGGUCUCUGCCGUGUCGCCCGUGAUGUUCCCCCGUGUCUCUGUUCCUGUCUCCCUCUUAGAAGGACACUUACUCUAUUCCAGGGUGAUGUCAUUUUAAUUAUAUCUUUAAUGACCGUAUUUCCACAUAAGAUCCCAUCAGAGGUACUGGGAGUUAGGGGUUCAUGUGUCUUUUUUUGAGGGGCACAAUUCAGUGCAUAACAGUCUGCCCCAUGGCGGGUCCCUCCAGCAUGCAAGUGACAGUUAACCCCAGUAGCCCCAAAAGUCUUCACCAUUUCAGCAUCAACUCCAAGUCCAAAAAUCCCAUCUAAAUAUCGUCCACACAAAGUUCCACAGCUCAGCAUGUAAAUGCCGUCUAAACGAGGCACGGGUGAGGCUUGGAGUGUGCUUCAUUCCUCUCCAGCUGGGACACUGUGAAAUCAGGCAACAAAUGAUCUGUUUCAGAAGUUCCACCGUAAGACAAGCAUAGACAUUCCCACCCCAAAAGGGAAAACUGGGAGGAAAAAGGUUGGCAGGUUCCAAGUGAGUUCAAACCCAGCAGCUGAAAUUCCAGUUGACUUCCAGGCCUGCGAAUCCUCUUUGGCUCCCUGCUCCGUCCUCAGCCUGCAGGGGCAGCCCCACCUCGUCAGCUUCGGCCUUGGCCUCUGCAGCUCUGCUCUUGGAGCCUGCCUUCCUUUCGGUCCAGCCUGGCAGCACUUCAGAUGGUACAAAAUUCUCACACACCUUGUUGGCUUAUCAUGCAGCUCACCAGUGUCCAAGCGCUCAGACAGGUGGGUCCGCAGCCCUUUCCCAGAGGCCCCACUUGUCCCUGUCUGCUGCUGAGAUGGUUGGUUGGAUGCACAGGUCACAUCUCAUCGCUAGCAAACCCUGGUCCAACCACACCCUUGGCCACAUCUCAGAGCUGCCUGGAUACAGCAUUUUUCAGAUCCCCAAGGGCUGGUGCCUUUUUGCUUAAUGGUUCCUGCCUCACUGAUGGUUUCCCUCUUGUAUUCUGCUGUAAGUAGCAAGGAGAAGGCAGGUGGCACUUGCCACACUGCUUGGAAAUCUCCUCAGCUGAAUGUCCAGGCUCAUCAGCUGUAGGCCCCACCAUGUACCCAACAGUAGAGCCCCAGCCAGCCAAGCUCUCUGCUGCCUCCUCUGGUUCCCAGUAGCACACUCAUUUCCACCUGAGACCUCACUGGAAGCACCUGUUGGGUCGGCAUUGCUGCUGGUAUCCAGUCUGUGAUGCUGUGUGUAUUCUCCAAGACGACGGCAGCUCUCCUCUCCCGGCCAUUUCCAGGCUUGUCUUCACGCCUUUCUACCAACAGUCGCGCAGGCCCUCACCAUAGUUCUUCCAGCCUCUCCCCAUCACCCACUUCCAAAGCUGCUGCCACCGUUCUCGGUGUUAGGUUUCCACAGCGCCCUUCCUGGUACCAAAAUCUGUUCAUUUCUUGUGGUUGCUGUAACAAAGUGUCACAAACUGGGUGGGUUAAAAAAACAGAAAUAGAUUGUCUUAAGUUCUGGAGGCUGGAAGUCCAAGGUGAAGAUAUUGGCAGGGCCCCGUUCCCUCUGAAACCUCUUAGAGACCUCUGUUGCCCCCCAGUUUCUGGUGUUUGCCACAGCCCGUGGUGUUUCUUGGCUUGUGGCCGCAUUGCUCCAGGCGGCCUCUGUCUUCGUGGGCUGCCUCCCCGCCUGCCUGUGUCUUCCCAUCUUUCCUUUGCUUAGAAGGACCCCGGUCAUUUGGAUUAGGGUGCACCCCACUCCAGUGUGACCUCAGUUAUAUCUGCAUCAACCCUGUUGUAAAUACAGCCACAUUUCCAAGCACUGGGGGUUAGGAGGCAGACGUAGCCUUUUUGGGACACACCUUGUGACGCUGGCCCCAUUGCCAUUUCAUGGUAGCUGAGCAGGUAGGGACCCCACCCAGUCCUGUGCUCUCGCUGCUCACCUGCCUGCCAGAGUAGGGUGGGGCAGGUGGCUUUGGGAGCCCCUUUCUCACCCGGUACCAGGUGGCAGAGCCCAUGGGCCUGAGCCCCCUGCAGCCGAGCUGCCCAAGCUGACCCUAGCCCUCCUUAGGCCAUG